Molecule: messenger RNA, 1710 nt
Organism: Homarus americanus (American lobster)
Lineage: Eukaryota; Metazoa; Arthropoda; Malacostraca; Decapoda; Nephropidae
Product: sodium-independent sulfate anion transporter-like
Biological process (GO): transmembrane transport
Cellular component (GO): membrane
Molecular function (GO): sulfate transmembrane transporter activity
Source: RefSeq, a predicted model, not a curated record
UAUGGUCUGUACUCCGCCUUCAUGGGGUGCUUCGUGUACAUGAUUUUCGGCAGCUGUAAGGACAUCACCAUUGGACCCACAGCUAUUAUGGCCAUCAUGACUCACGAGUACUCAGGCAGCGGUGGCCCUGAAAAUGCUGUGUUGUUGUGUUUCCUCAGUGGUCUCAUAAUUUUCGCCUCAGGAUUGUGUAACUUGGGUUUUCUUAUCAACUUCAUAUCAAAGCCAGUGAUCUGUGGGUUCACCUCUGCAGCAGCCAUCUCCAUCGCUUCCUCCCAGAUCAAGGGCCUAUUUGGGUUGAAAUAUUCGAGCGAAGGCGUCUUAGAGACUUGGGAAAAGCUUUUUGAAAAUAUUGAAGAUAUGAGAUGGCAAGAUUUGACGCUUGGACUAUGUUGUAUUGUCGUCUUGCUCCUAAUGAGGAAAUUAAAAGACUUGAAAGUUGUGAAAGUGAAGGCAACUGAUGGUAAGGGGAAGAGAAUUUUGAAAAAACUAGCCUUUCUGACAUCUGUGGGUCGUAAUGCCUUAGUUGUGAUUUCGGCCUUAUUAAUCGCCUAUUGUGUUGAUAAUGAUCAGCCCUUCACCCUAACAGGAGAGAUAAAGCCUGGUUUACCAUCAUUCCAGCUGCCACCGUUCUCCAUGACCAUCAACGGCACUUAUUACAGCUUUAGUUACAUGAUGGAGAAUGUUGGAGCCGGUGUUAUUAUAAUCCCCAUGAUUUCUAUCCUGGAGAGCAUUGCCAUUGCCAGUGCUUUUUCUGGUGGCAAGACUAUUGAUGCCACACAGGAAAUGUUUGCCUUAGGAUUAUGCAACUUCCUUGGGUCAUUUCUUCAGUCAAUGCCAGUGACUGGGUCAUUCUCCCGAACUGCUGUUAAUUCCACCAGUGGAGUCAGGACCACAGCAGGAGGCGCCAUAACUGGUGUGCUGGUUAUGUUGGCAUUAGCUUUUCUUACAUCUUCCUUCAAAUACAUUCCUAAGGCAUCCCUCUCUGCUGUCAUAAUCUGUGCUGUGAUAUUCAUGGUGGAGUAUGAAAUGGUCAUUCCAAUUUGGAAGGCAAGACGCAUUGACCAGCUGCCUCUGUGGGGGUCUUUCCUCACCUGUCUCUUUUGGAAGCUUGAGUAUGGCAUCCUGGUGGGGGUGCUCAUCAACCUGUCUAUCCUCCUCUAUGGUAUUGCACGACCAAAAGUUGAUGUUAAUGUUACCAAGAUACAGGUGAUUACUUCAAAAUUCCUUACUAAUUUUUUAGAAGAAAGGUUUUUAUUUAUCAGAUAUUAAUUGAAACUUCUCAGGUGCAUACAAUGAAACUGAAGUCAGUCAAAUUUAUAAUCAAAGGAUAAAAAAGAACUUACAGAGCUACAGCUACAAAUAUUGUACAGGACAGUGAAUUCUACGUGAAAAUAAUACCACAACAUGGAGUUUUAUAACAGCAGUACACUAAAGAUAUCAGAUCCUCAACAUACCGAGCACAAUCAAUCUGUUUUUAAAUGAAUCACGUUCACUUAAUUGUUUAAGGCACUCACAUUAUGGUAAACUCUUGCAGUAAUGUCUGAAAACAGUACUAACACCAGAAAUAGUUUACAUAUUUUUUUCAUUAUUUCGCAAUAUGUUCCUAUUAUUAUAGCAAAUAUUUUAAGAGAGGCAACAUUUACUAGAACUUAAUAGAACCUGAACUUACCAACCAUACCAAAGAAACCUACCUAACUUCCUAGCUUGGGG